Micropterus dolomieu (smallmouth bass) is the source of this 1134-nucleotide messenger RNA. RefSeq names its product pre-mRNA-splicing factor SLU7-like. The record is from RefSeq and is a predicted model, not a curated record. NCBI's taxonomy places the organism in Eukaryota, Metazoa, Chordata, Actinopteri, Centrarchiformes, Centrarchidae. The transcript is spliced from 3 exons. Bases 117 to 419 code for a protein of 100 amino acids.
UACUUGCAUACUAUUUUUGUUCUUUUCAUAACUUUAAGAACAACACGGACUGCGUACCAUUUGAAGAGGGACUGGUUGAGCCUCAGGAGGAGGAAGAGCCCAAGACUCUGCUGGAAAUGCAUCGAGAUAAGAUGAUGAAAGAGAAGAAGAAGAAAAAGAAGAGCAAAAAGAACAAGAAGCGCUGCUCUGACAGCAGCGAUUCAGAGGAUGAAGAGAAGAAGAAGGAGAAGCUGAAGAAGGCGCUCGAAGCGGAGGACAAGCGGGUGAAGCACGUAGAUGCAAUAAUGCAGCUGGAUGAGAGGAAGAGGCCGUACAACAGCUUGAUGGAAGUGAAGGCGCCCACUGAGGAGGAGAUGGAGGCCUUCCGCAUGAAGCGCUGCCGGGCAGAUGAUCCCAUGGCUCCCUUCCUGGGACAGUGACCUCAUCUUAGUCCCUGCUGACUCCCAUAAACUCUCCGAAGAACUGUACCAGAGCUGCUGCUCGGUGGAAAGAAAUAUCUCAGACUCAUAAAACUCAAGUUGUAAACUUACAGCAGGAGCCUUCUGUUUGGUUAUGAUCGUGACAGAAGCAGUGUACAGUGUUUUUAUUAAUUUUAUUUGGCAUGCUUUUUGUUUUGAUGCCACAUGUUGACAGACUAUAGUAUAAAACAAGAUGUGCUUUUGUUUGUACUAAUCAGUUCCACGAACCAAAUGUGAAAGUUACAAUUUUCUUAGAUUUCGUCACCCUCAGUCUUUAACAGUAACAGCUAUUGUAUUCAAACAGUAAUUUGCUGACAAUAACUUUCAGUGGGGAAAAAUGCCUCAUUUUUAUAAUAAAAUAUAUAUUUGCUUUAAUAUGUUGUCAAAAAGUGUUUGUGCAUUGACCCUGUUAAAAAAAAAUAAAACAAUCACUGUAAUGUGCUAGUGUUUUUCAACAGUUGUUCCUUGGCCAGAUGUUAAAUUAACCAUUUCAUUAGCUAUAUGAAGAUGUGUGAAAUGGAGUAAAAAUAACUGAAAGAAAAAACUGAAUAAUAUUUACAUGUACUCUCUUGCUUUGAUUUGCAAGCAAUACAUCCCAGCUGCAGUGGAUCAGUGUGUGAAUUCUGUGCUUCUUAAAUUGCUUCAUAAGUAGCAUUACAUUGGGUCACACUUUCAA